UGAAUCACUUUACCUACUGAAAGAAACGUCCUGUCGGUUUAUAGGGUUGUGUUGGGUUGUUUGUUGUGUUUUUUUUUGCUCCAGGCUCUAGCUAUGGAAAAUCUCAGCAGAGAAUAAACGGCAGAGAGUAAGUGCUUGCAGGAAAGGACAACAGAAGUGAAUGGAUAUUUUGAGCAACAUCAAAGUCCUGAUUUGUUCCCUUGGAGCUGGAUAUUUCAAUAAAAGCUGCUAAGAAUUUGUUGGGUUUUUUUCUGCCAAGUCCAGAAUUCAUCUCUUUCCUAUUUUGCUAUGGAGGAGGGAUCCACUGAAGAGUUUCUCUUCACAGACCAGGAAUUCUCCUCUGAACUGCUGAAGCAGCUGAAUGCUCUGCGGCAGAGAGGGAUGCUGACUGAUGUUACCCUCUGCUCCGGGGACUUCGAAAUCCCCUGCCACCGAAACGUGCUGGCCUCCAGCAGUCCAUACUUCAAGGCAAUGUUCUGUAAUGACUUCAGAGAGAGUCACCAGCCUAAAGUCAUCCUGAAGGGCAUGGAUGCUGAGAUUUUGGAUCAGAUUAUCCUUUACGUUUACACAGGGGAGAUUCUUAUAUCCACCGAGAAUGUCCUGGGCCUGCUGGAGACAGCCUCCAUGCUGCAGUACUCUAAGCUGUUUGAGGCCUGCUCUGCCUAUCUCCAAGACAAGCUGACUCCUGACAACUGUCUUAGCAUGAUCAGACUGGCAAAACUCUUGAACUGCCAAAGCCUGAAUAAGAAAGCCAAGGCUAUGGCUUUGAAAUGCUUUCCUGAGGUGGCCUCUUCUGAAGACCUGAAGAACCUUUGUCCCUUGGAGCUCAUUGAUUACCUUGGGGACGACGAGCUCUGUGGGGAGGAAGAGCAGGUCUUUGAGACAUUGAUGGUGUGGAUCCGGCAUGACCUCCAGACAAGGCAAGUCUACAUCCAAGAGUUGUUCAAGAAAGUCCGGCUUCAGUAUGUCCAUCCAACUUUCCUCUUCCACUUUAUUGCCAGUGACUCCCUUGUUCAGUCCUCACCCACUUGCAGGAGCAUCCUUGAGUCAGCCUGGAGACAAAUGUUUUCCUUGUACAGCACCAAUGCACCUGACAUCAAGCCCAUGCUGCACGUUCCUCGCAGGUACUCCAACCAAGAGUUCCUCAUCAUCAUUGGUGGCAGAAAGGAGAGCCAGCAGACAACAAGGGAUGUCUUGCUUUAUGAUGACAAGACAAACCAAUGGCUAAGCCUGGCCAAACUUCCUGUGCGCCUGUACAAAGCCUCUGCAGUGAGCUUGCACAGCAACAUCUAUGUGGUCGGUGGGAUGCCUGUCAGCAAUAAGAAAAGCCCCGUCAGUGAUAAUAUUUACAUUUACUCCCUCAAACUCAAUCAGUGGAGGUUGGUUGAGCACAUGUUAGUUCCACGUUACUCCCACAGAAGCUUGGCUUAUAAAAAUUAUAUUCUAUCAUUUGGUGGAAUUGGUGAAAACCAUGAAAUCCUGAAUUCUGUUGAAAGAUACGAUAGCAUCCACAACACCUGUGAGAGCAUGGCAAACAUGCCUGUUGCUGUCCUUCACCCUGCUGUUGCUGCCAAAGAUCAGAGGGUCUACCUCUUUGGGGGAGAAGACGUUAUGCAAAACCCUGUCCGGCUGAUCCAGGUUUACCAUGUCUCCAGGAAUACAUGGUUUCGGAUGGAGACCAGAGUGGUGAAGAAUGUCUGUGCACCAGCUGUCAUGAUUGGAGACCAGAUUAUCAUCGUAGGUGGGUACACCCGGAGAAUAAUUGCUUAUGAUACAAAAGGCAACAAGUUUGUUAAAUGUGCUGACAUGAGGGACAGACGAAUGCACCACGGGGCCACUGUCAUCAAGAACAAGCUGUAUGUCACAGGAGGACGGUGUCUCACUGCAGACAAUGUUAUCAAGGACUUGGAUUCCUUGGACUGCUAUGAUCCAGUGACUGACACGUGGACACCCAAGGGAAAAUUGCCACACAAACUUUUUGACCAUGGGUGCCUUACACUCCAGUGUGUCCCCUGUUCUAACCUUCUCUAAACGACCUUCAGUGCUUCCCAGGGCGUUUUGUGUUUUCCUUCUCAGAAAGGACCCACCUUGCUCUGCGAAGAGUACACAGGGUAUGCUCGUGGGGUCCCACAAACUCCUGACCUUGAAGGCACCAGUGGCAGUAGUCAUUCCCUGAAAGCUCUGCCAGAAAGGUCACAAGCUUUGUGCUCAUGCCAUGUUCACCUGACCAACACUGCGUGAGCUGCUGCUAAGUCCAGCCAGGAGGGCUUACCCAGAGUCUCAGCAGGACAAAGGAAAAUGAUGCUGGGUAAGAACUUGAUGCAGGAUUUGACCUUGUACAGACUUUAAAAUGAAAAGUGAAUAGGAAUGCUAAUAUCUCCAGGGAAAGUAAGAUCUGGGUAACCUGCCUGCCACGGCCUUUGCUGCUUGAUGCUGACCAAGCUUUCCAUUUUGAGUGGUGGGAGCAUUUAGAGUAGGAAGCCCUAAGUCUUGUAGCCAGCCCAACAGCAGUAGUGUUAGCUGUGGCAGUCAUCUCAUGAGAAAUAGAAUGUUAAUGUUCUUAACAUCAAAUUAGCAAUCUUAGCAAAAGGCUGAUGCUUUGAUCUGAACUCUCACAUUGUGGCAAGAUGCACGUUUGCCUUUUUUAAGCUACUGCUCUUUUGCAGUGCAGGGAUGAUUUCUGUUCCAUCUGUCUGCUCUCUGAAGAGCUGGAGGUGGGAUGGAGAUAAAAAUUAUCUGCAUCUUAUCUUCCAAGGGAUAUUGUUUUGCAGGGAAGUUGUUUCUCCUUUUGCAUCAGGGACAGCAGUGGGGUUAGUUAGGAAGUCAUUAGGCUGAUGGAAUUGCUGAAAUCUGGAAUAGCAGAGACGACACAUGGAGGAAAGGGGAUGUAAAAGAGAAGAGGUAUUUAGGAAGAAAAAAAAAAAUCCCUUUCUCCUCUCUCCAAACCACUGGAAAAGAGCAAGGAGAGAAAGCCAGUGACAGGAAACCAGCUUUCCAAGAAGAGCAAGUCUAAGUCUGCCACUUGGCAAAGCAGCUCUGGCUCCACCAAUAUUUUUGUGGGGUUCUGCCACUAUUUUUAAAGGGAGGGGACUAAUCAUCAGAUACUGAACAGGCUGUGAACUGCUGUCAGGUCACCAGGCUUGGUAAGAUUGCUGAGAUAGCAAGGAGCUUUAAAUACAGUACUUACCAUCAUCCAGAGAAAGGAUGGCAGGAAGAACAUCCCUUUUUCCUCAUAUUUGAAAGGAACUAGGACUUUUCCAAGGAUACAGGGUGGCAUGAGGAAACCACACUCAACCAUCCUCUUCACAGAAGGCUGCACAGCCAUAUGGUGACCACCACAUUGCAGGACACAGCUCCAACCCCUAAGAUGGGCAGUGUGCCCAGGUGGCCAAGAAGGCCAACACCAUCCUGGCCUGCAUCAGGAAUAGUGUGACCAGCAGGACCAGGGAGGUGAUCCUGCCCCACUUCUCAGCCUUGGUGAGGCUGCACCUCAAGCACUGUGUGCAUUUUGGGGCACCGCAGUACAGGAAGGACACUGAGGUGCUGGAGAGGGUGCAGAGAAGGGCAAUGAGGCUGAUUAGGGGUCUGGAGAUCAGGUUUUAUGAGGAGCUGGGGCUGUUCAGCCUGGAGAAGAGGAGGCUGAGGGGAGACCUCAUUGCUCUCUACAACUACCUGAAAGGAGAUUGUAGUGAGGUGGGUGUUGGCCUCUUCUCCUUGGUGACCAGUGAUAGGACAAACAGAAAUGGGGUCAAGCUGCUCCAGGGGAAGUUCAGAUUUCUUCACAGAAAGAGUGAUGAAGCAUUGGAACAAGCUACCCAGGGAGGUGGUGGAGUCAUCGUCCCUGGAGAUGCUCAAAAAAGAGGUAGUUGUGGUGUUUCAGGAGAUGGUUUAGUGGUUAGGGGUUGUAGGAUGGUUGGAUUUGAACAGGAAGGUCUUCUCUAACCUUGAUGAUUCUAUCAUUCUUUGAUUCUAUUAUUUCCACCCAUAAAUCUGUAUCUGGGAGCAGAAGGGUAACAGAAAUAGUUAAUUAAAUGGGGGGCUGGAAGAAAGAAUUGUGUAUUAACUGCUGUUUUAACAAUACAAAAUAAAAUCUUUAUUAUUUUUUGUAUGA
This is a messenger RNA of Apus apus (common swift), 4111 nucleotides long. RefSeq names its product kelch like family member 38 (gene KLHL38). The record is from RefSeq and is a predicted model, not a curated record. Gene Ontology annotation, molecular function: protein binding. The coding region runs from base 289 to 2031 and encodes 580 amino acids. The transcript has 4 exons. Lineage: Eukaryota; Metazoa; Chordata; Aves; Apodiformes; Apodidae.